GCGGAGUCCGAGCGCGUGUUCCGCGAGGGUGGAGACUGUGCGGGAGGCAGAAGCUCCCUUGGCCUGCUCUACGGAAGCCUGCGAGGGAGGGUGGUGACUGCUGUCCCUGUUGCUGCCCAGUCCAGUUAUCCCGAUGCCGAGCGCCAGCGCCAACCGCAAGGGUCAGGAGAAGCCGCGGGAGAUCAUGGAGGCGGCGGAAGAUUUUGCUAAAGAAAGAUAUGGCGUAUCUUCAAUGAUACAGUCACAAGAAAAACCAGAUCGAGUUUUGGUUCGCAUUAGAGACUUGACAGUACAAAAAGCUGAUGAAGUUGUUUGGGUGCGUGCAAGGGUUCAUACAAGCAGAGCUAAAGGGAAGCAGUGUUUCUUAGUCCUACGUCAGCAGCAGUUUAAUGUCCAGGCUCUUGUGGCUGUGGGAGACCAUGCAAGCAAGCAGAUGGUUAAAUUUGCUGCCAACAUCAACAAAGAAAGCAUCGUGGACGUGGAAGGCAUUGUGAGAAAAGUGAAUCAGAAAAUUGGAAGCUGUACACAGCAAGAUGUUGAGUUACACGUUCAAAAGAUUUAUGUGAUCAGUUUGGCUGAACCCCGCCUGCCCCUGCAGCUGGACGAUGCCAUUCGGCCUGAAGUGGAAGGAGAAGAGGAAGGAAGAGCUACUGUUAACCAGGAUACAAGACUAGACAACAGAGUCAUUGACCUUAGGACAUCAACUAGUCAAGCAGUCUUCCAUCUCCAGUCUGGCAUCUGCCAUCUCUUCCGAGAAACUUUAAUUAACAAAGGUUUUGUGGAAAUCCAAACUCCCAAAAUUAUUUCAGCUGCCAGUGAAGGAGGAGCCAAUGUAUUUACUGUGUCAUAUUUUAAAAAUAAUGCAUACCUGGCUCAGUCCCCACAGCUGUAUAAGCAGAUGUGUAUUUGUGCCGAUUUUGAGAAGGUUUUCUGUAUUGGACCAGUAUUCAGAGCUGAAGACUCCAAUACCCACAGACAUCUCACUGAAUUUGUUGGUUUGGAUAUUGAAAUGGCUUUUAACUACCAUUACCAUGAAGUUGUAGAAGAAAUUGCUGACACCUUGGUACAAAUAUUCAAAGGACUUCAAGAAAGGUUUCAGACUGAAAUUCAAACAGUGAACAAACAAUUCCCAUGCGAGCCAUUCAAGUUUUUGGAGCCAACUUUAAGACUAGAGUAUUGUGAAGCACUGGCUAUGCUGAGGGAAGCCGGCAUCGAAAUGGGGGACGAAGAGGAUCUGAGUCUUUUCAGGUACUGUUUGAUCUUCAAGCACCUGAUUUCAUGUCUCUUUCCCAGUACACCAAAUGAAAAACUGUUGGGUCGACUGGUAAAGGAAAAGUAUGAUACAGAUUUUUAUAUUCUUGAUAAAUAUCCCUUGGCUGUAAGACCUUUCUAUACCAUGCCUGACCCAAGAAACCCUAAACAGUCCAACUCUUACGAUAUGUUUAUGAGAGGGGAAGAAAUAUUGUCAGGAGCUCAAAGAGUUCAUGAUCCUCAGCUGCUAACAGAGAGAGCCUUACAUCAUGGGAUUGACUUAGAGAAAAUUAAGGCUUACAUCGAUUCUUUCCGCUUUGGAGCACCUCCUCAUGCCGGCGGAGGGAUUGGGCUGGAACGAGUGACUAUGCUGUUUUUGGGAUUACACAAUGUCCGUCAAACCUCAAUGUUCCCCCGUGAUCCUAAACGACUCACGCCUUAAAACUUGUUUUUUAUUCUUUCCAGUAACCUGCUAUUGAUCAGGCUGUACCUUAGGCACUUAGAAUAUACAGUAGAAUAAAUGUCUUCUCUAAAGUGCUACAGUUAUUUCUGAAUUAAUUCAAUGUAGGUUAAUUUAAAAGAGAAGAUUUUUAUAACUUCAGACAUCCUUCAGUAGGAAAUGCUUCAACAUUUUAAUAAAUUCAUAUGGUUAUGCUGAAAAUUCAUAUUCCAUUACCACAGUAAAUGUUAACAGUUUUAAAUAGUUAAGAUUAUGCAAUUUUUUUUUUCUUCUUUUUUACAGUUGCCACAGGAUUGUGGUCUUAAAUUUUCAACCUUUGAACUUAUUUUUUUUAAUUAUGACAUUGAAAUAAGAACAAUUGGAAAAGUAUCUGAGAUUUUUGUGAACAUAUAAUUGGCUUCUCAUGGAAAAUUAGAAUGUAUCCAGAAAUCAUAUAAAGCAGGUGAAAAUACUGGCUAGAAAAUAUUCAAUAUAAUAUUGUUUUAAAUUGUUAUAUUCCAAACGAGUUUCAAUAAAAUUUUAACACUAA
Loxodonta africana (African savanna elephant) is the source of this 2240-nucleotide messenger RNA. RefSeq names its product aspartyl-tRNA synthetase 1 (gene DARS1). Lineage: Eukaryota; Metazoa; Chordata; Mammalia; Proboscidea; Elephantidae. The record is from RefSeq and is a predicted model, not a curated record. Gene Ontology annotation, biological process: aspartyl-tRNA aminoacylation. Gene Ontology annotation, cellular component: cytosol; aminoacyl-tRNA synthetase multienzyme complex; cytoplasm. The coding region runs from base 134 to 1693 and encodes 519 amino acids. Gene Ontology annotation, molecular function: RNA binding; aspartate-tRNA ligase activity; ATP binding. The transcript is spliced from 16 exons.